AAAUACAUCAUUCUUUCUUCGUCCCGAAUAUUGUAAAAUGAAAUGCAGUAUAUGUGAAAAAUCUACAAUUCAACGUUGUUCGAGAUGUCAUACUAAGUAUUACUGUAGUAAAUCGUGCCAAAAAAAGGACUAUUCUAAUCAUGUACAAGAGUGUCCUUCAAAGUCUGUGAAUAUUCUUGUUGAUUAUGUUUAUAAAGAUUUGAUUCCUAUUGACAACGCAGUGCGAUAUGAAUACGGCUUUUACAACUGCAUGCAUCCCGGGGAACUAUCAAAGCUUUUAGGCUUGUAUCAGGGCCUUAUAAAGUAUUUAAAUUGCAGUAAAUCUCAGCUCCAUUCAUGGUGGGAAAGUGGGAAUUUGGCAUUUCACAUUAAAAAGACUUUUGAAGAUGCGAACUUCAUCAACGCAUACUAUCAAUGGUUCUUAAAAAAUGAACAUGUGUUACAUGGUCUACGAAAAUACGAGGGCGAAAAAUCUGAUAAAGAAAUAGCGGAUAAGGUUUAUGGAAUGGUUAAACCAUAUCUUUCCGAGCAUGAUCAAACAAUUCCCAUCAAAUCUCUUCCAGAAUCAAAACGUAAUGUUUUUGCAUUCUAUGUGACAAUACUCUGUGGAUAUAUUGUAAAGAUUGAAGAACAAAAUUGGAUUGACUUUGGGUUUUGCUCCUGUAAAUCUGGUGAUGAUUACAAUGAUUACUUAAGAUUGACGGAAGAAAAUCGGUUGGCUAGUUUUUAUGAAGAUCUAAUCGUUCAAAAAGGCUGUAAGGUCGAUGAAUUCCAUGAUGCUUACUUAUCUGGAACAAUAUUGAAUUUGUUAAGGAGAAAUUGUAGCAGUAAUGAUUGCAAUUGGCUAUCAGAAAACAAGAUAGAAGUUCGUGGAUACCAUCAACCAAAUAAAAGUGUUUACGAUCUCAAGCAGUAUGCGUUGAGUGAAUCUGCACGUCUCGUGCCUCCUGUGUAUGUAGAUUAUGGCUUUAUAAAUUGUCGUACGGAAGAUGAGAAAAGGCAAUUUAAACAUAUGUAUAGGAAGUUAAUCAAAACUCCUCGAUUUGAUCCACGGGAUUUACAUGAAGCUUGCUUAGCAGGAAAAAUAUUUGAUUAUGUCAAAUCCAUUCUUCCUGAUGAAGUAUUGAAAGCCGAGCUCUUUAAAAAUCCGUAUCCUUUGAAAGAUAUUUGAUCAACCAACUGAUUAUAUUUUAUGUAUUUGUUAUUUGUAUUUGCACCGUUUCAUAUAUAUAUAUAUAUUUGCCUUUUAAGAAAUUGAAUAUUUAUGUGUAUUUUUUAUUCUAACCAAUCAUUAAAUAAAUAACAUGAUAUCUCACUUGUG
This is a messenger RNA of Rhizophagus irregularis DAOM 181602=DAOM 197198, 1321 nucleotides long. RefSeq lists its product as uncharacterized. NCBI's taxonomy places the organism in Eukaryota, Fungi, Glomeromycota, Glomeromycetes, Glomerales, Glomeraceae. The record is from RefSeq and is a predicted model, not a curated record.